AUGCCCCAUGCAGCCAUUCACGCAAUCCGGCUAACCUAUUUCUUGUUUAGAAUCAACUACCGAGAUGCCAACGGCACCCCUCGAACCUGGGAAUCCGCCGAGCGAAGCACACGCCCUGCCAACACGGAAAUCGACGGCGUCGGCAUAGUGGCCAUCCUCGACAAACCUACCGGCAAAGAAAUCAUUCUCCAGAAACAAUACCGCCCUCCAAUAGGCAUGGUCACGGUCGAGGUGCCCGCCGGUCUCGUCGAUGCGGGUGAGUCGGCAGAACAGGCUGCUGUGCGGGAACUACGUGAAGAAACAGGCUACGUCGGCGUGCCCACGGAGACGUCGCCCGUCAUGUACAAUGACCCGGGCUUCUGCAAUACCAACUUGCGAAUGGUCCACAUGAGCGUGGACAUGAGUCUGGCGGAGAACCAGAACCCCAAGCCGCAGCUCGAGGACGGCGAGUUCAUCGAGGUGUUUACCGUCAGGCUGGCCGACUUGUGGGAUGAAUGCAAGACGCUGGAAAAGCAAGGGUGCGCUAUUGACGCGCGGGUCGGGACCUUGGCCGAGGGAGUUUUGCUGGCCAAGAAGUUGGCGCUGUGA
Metarhizium acridum CQMa 102 is the source of this 588-nucleotide messenger RNA. RefSeq names its product ADP-ribose diphosphatase. NCBI's taxonomy places the organism in Eukaryota, Fungi, Ascomycota, Sordariomycetes, Hypocreales, Clavicipitaceae. Gene Ontology annotation, cellular component: cytosol; nucleus. The record is from RefSeq and is a predicted model, not a curated record. Gene Ontology annotation, molecular function: ADP-ribose diphosphatase activity. Gene Ontology annotation, biological process: nucleoside phosphate metabolic process; ribose phosphate metabolic process.